AUGUCCAGACGUAUCCCACUGUUCGACGGACACGUCAUACUCACCAUCAAGAGGACCCCUCUCACUUUAGAUGAAGCCACUCAUACUCUUUACAAUCGAGCCAUUACCGACCCAACCUCCCUUACAGACCAAGAGCGAAGAACAAUCACCCGCCGCCCACCCCCGGAAGAGGAGGACGCUCUCUGUCGCAGGGCCUGUGGACAAAGCCUCUCUGAACUAGUCAGAAAGGCCAUCCAGAACGGAGACUCCCUAACGUACAAAGAAUCCGUCAUACUAGCCACUGGCGUCGAUUCCAGCGAAAAUGAGAGACUCUGGCGUGAAGCGGCACGGCUCAGUGCUGCCGAUCGCGAACUCCUGGAGAGAGCCAUGACCGCCGCCACCACAGAGGAGAUGAAACGCGCGCGGGAGAGCGCCCAUGCCAUCAUGAAAAGAUGGGUAGUCGCGCAGUGCGAGGCGGAGAAAUCCCUGAGUGACCAUGAUGUCCGGAAUAUCCAGUUUGCUUUGCGUGUGCCGUGGCAGGAGCAUAUUCUAUCUCUGAACCAGAUGGCGGUCUGUGGCCUUCUGGUCUUCUUUCCGAAAAAUGUGCCCGAAUGGCCGUCGUUCAAGGAACGUAUCGAAACGGCUGUUUAUCAUGGACUACAUUUUCGGCCGCGGGCUAUGAACGAGGAGGUCCUGGCGAAGUUUACUCUUCAUUACGUGGAGUCUGGUAUUAUCGAUAAUGAUGGCAACAAUGUUGCUGCUCUUCAAUCUCGGUUUCUUUCCAUGCGGGAUGGAGGCGAGUUGCCCGAGGGCCUGCGAUUGGAUGCCUUUCUGUAUGUGGAUGAGGAAGCUAUACGAUCUGGUGAUACUGUGAGACCAUUUGUUUGGCUUUUGGAACCAGGCGAGACGGCGAGACCACUCAAGGUGCAUAUUAAACACAUUGCGCCGACGUUGUUUGCUCGUCUUACGCAGCGAGAUCUUUCUCCGCCAGAAGCAAGACGUUGGCCGUAUCGCCAUACGUCUGAGCUGGAGAUGCUUCACACAGCGGCGGCUCGGUCGAAGGAUGCAAACGGGGUAGCAGAUGGGAUUUGGCCGCCACGUGCUCGCGAUAUGUGA
Molecule: messenger RNA, 1095 nt
Organism: Aspergillus viridinutans
Lineage: Eukaryota; Fungi; Ascomycota; Eurotiomycetes; Eurotiales; Aspergillaceae
Exons: 1
Coding region: 1-1095 (364 amino acids)
Source: RefSeq, a predicted model, not a curated record